Molecule: messenger RNA, 2520 nt
Organism: Sparassis crispa
Lineage: Eukaryota; Fungi; Basidiomycota; Agaricomycetes; Polyporales; Sparassidaceae
Exons: 12
Coding region: 1-2520 (839 amino acids)
Source: RefSeq, a predicted model, not a curated record
AUGGUUGUUCGUUCAAAAGGAAGAGCGGCGAAAGAGAUCCAUUCGUCGGUGCUCCUGUUCCCGUUCUCACUCUCGAUGUCCACUGACUACGCAGGUCGCUGGCGUGAUCUUGUACGAAAUGCCUUGCCUGAAUGGUCAAGAGCCUCUCGAAAGACCUACCAAGAUGUCGAGCCGCUCUCAUACCAUGAUCCUCACCCGCUCUCAGGAACUCUCAAGAGAGCGUCUAGUGAUCUACCCCACCCAGCUGCUCGCGCAUCCAAGAGGCCGGUAAUCAAUUGGUCCGCAGGAGAUAGUGAGGGUCUGGAUGUUGUUUCCUCCGUGCCCGCUGUUUCCAAUCAAAUUUGGAAUGAUGCCACGAAAGCGAUCGCGAGUCCUCCAGAACAGGAUAUGGACAUUCUGCACUCUACUGGUAACAGAGUCAACAGCAGUGAAGGUGACGCCGCAAAUGUCAUUGCAUCGCCAUCCGACACACCUGGCGUUCAUCAGCAUGCAUUAAGCCAGGCUUCCGCUGUGGUACAAUGGACAGACUCUCCCAUUCAAUCGGAAACACGUUCAGAGGUCUCUGCAACGUCGAGUGGCAAUCUGUCGGAGAAGUAUACGUGCAGCAAUGAACAGGUGCUAUUUCCUGCCCAGCCUGUGCUCUCAUCGGACGUGCCCGCAUCGUUGACCGUGGUGGAGUGCAAGGAACAACCUGUCUCACUUCUUCCAUCCACGUCCGUCACAUCUCCAAGUGGUAUCAUUUCGGCACCGCCAGCCUUGACCGAGUUAUCAACUUUCGCAGACAACGAUGAAAAUUUGAUUUGGAGCAUAAACAUGCAACUGGGAGACAGUGAUGGGAGUGGCAAUAGCCAGACGGAGGACACGGAGGAUGAGGACGAAGAAGGAGACGAAGAGGAUGAGGAUGGGGAUGAAGGCGAGGAAGAAGACGAAGAGGCCGAGAAUGAAGACGAGGAUGGCGACGAGGAGGAAGAAGACGAAGGGUACGAGGAAGAUGAAGAGGACCAGGAGGAUGAGCAGGACGAAGAGGACGAGGAAGAUGAGGAAGACGAGAAGGACGGGAGGGAGGACCCGAGCAAUGACGAUAGCGACGGCAACAAUGACAAGGUCGUCAUCAUUGGCAAUAACAGCAGCGAUGACGACGAGGACAGUAACAACAGCGACAGUGUUGGCGGUGGUGGUAGCGAUGACCGCAGGGAAUUUUCCAACAGCACUGCUGAAGAAAAGGAGAGUCAGAAUGAUGGCAUGGCCAUCGAUGAAGAAUAUGACCAUGGCUACAUCUCCGAUGAAAUGGAUCUCGAUACCGCAGCAGACGGGGUCGCAUCUGUUGCAGCGGGGAGUGCGCCUCAGAGUGGGACGAACAAGCGUUCGAUUUUCGAAGUCAAUUUUUUGGAAUCUGCUCCACCUGCCAGCUAUCCGGCAACCAUCCCUAGGGGUUAUCCUUAUCUAAAUUUUUGCGUGCUGUCCAUUGAUUCCGUAUUUUAUGUCCUGGAGAAUGAUGCUUUCCGCGAUCUAAGUGUGGGAAAUCAAGGCCUUGCUCAGGAAAUUGCACAUCUCCGCAGGAUUCCGGAGUCUUCUUCAGCGGAAGAUUCUUUCAGCUGCACGCAGAAGAAAUAUCGCGGUAAAGUCGCUCACAGACCCGGUCCCAAACUGAAUGUACAGAGCAAGAUUCGCCUGCACGCUCUCGAAAUGCUUGGCCGUGAAACAAAGCGGAGUCCCAUAUUAGGUGCUUCCGACAAGGAAGUUGCAUUAUUUGAGCGCCACAAACAUCCUGGGCCAUCGAAAGAGUAUUUCCGUCCUCAUUUCAAUGGUACUCCUCGAACACCGUGGAACAGGCGUCUAGCUGAAGUUUUCACGAAUGACUUCAUUUCACUCGGAUGGUCGAAACGCAAGGAUUUUUCUGAGAUAUUUAACAUGUUCUGUACGCAUUUCGAGACCCUUAACAAGCAGUACAAGAGACAGACCCGAAGCGCGAAGAAGCCUAGCCAGGCCGAAGAGGACAAGACUGCUGAGGGGCAUCGGGAUCAGAGGUGUCGGAAUCUGAGGACGAGGCGAUUCGAGGCGAUUGGGCAACACAUCGAUGUUAUCCGGUACAAGGAUCUAUGGAAUACGAUUCCUCCUGGGGCCAUGUCUGGCGAUGAAUCCGAUCAUAGAUCAGGCAAGCUGCGUUACGUGGUUACUAAACUACCGUGGCGGUCAGCGGAGGCCGAACGAUGGCUAUGUACCUUUGACCUCCUGCACCUCAAAACUCGGUUUCACGAUAACGGCAAACCUAAACGAGGAGCCUUCCCUCAUCACCGCAUCAGAGGAUCCUCGAGGAUAGAGCGCAAUGACGACCCGGUGUCCGGUUUGCCUAGGAACUUUUAUGAUGCUACGUGGCUGAGUGAUCAGUCUGAGGACCAUAUACGGGCAUUGGAUAUACAGCCCAGUGUUGACCUCACCCUGUCGCAGGACUGUUUGAGAGAGGCCGCAAGGUUCGCACGCAUAACUAAUCGACGCACGCCACCUCGUCCCAGGGACUAA